AUGAAAGAGAGAGGCAAAGCUGUUGAAAUCUAUAACAACGAUUCAGAUUUCAACUAUUCUGGAUUAGAAUUGCCCUGCAGGAAACACCAUUCUUCAUCUUCUAUUGGGAUCUGUGCUUACUGCCUUAAAGAAAAGCUUGUUAAAUUGAGAAUAACAAGUGGGGUUUUCAUGGAUUUAGAAUCUGAGACAAUAAAAAGUGGGUUUGAUCCAAGAAAAAGUGGACUCAGAGGUGGAUUUGAUGCUAAAAUUGGCACCGUAAAAAAGGGUGUUUAUCCCGUUAAAGAAAGUGAUUUCAGUGCCAUGGAUGAAUCAGCUUUCAUUGAUCUGAAUCUUGAUUUAUCAGCAGACCCAAAUCAGAUUUGA
Messenger RNA from Fraxinus pennsylvanica, 363 nucleotides. Lineage: Eukaryota; Viridiplantae; Streptophyta; Magnoliopsida; Lamiales; Oleaceae. The record is from the annotation of a GenBank genome assembly.